Molecule: messenger RNA, 2795 nt
Organism: Anarrhichthys ocellatus (wolf-eel)
Lineage: Eukaryota; Metazoa; Chordata; Actinopteri; Perciformes; Anarhichadidae
Gene: trnau1apb
Product: tRNA selenocysteine 1 associated protein 1b
Exons: 9
Coding region: 143-1066 (307 amino acids)
Molecular function (GO): RNA binding
Source: RefSeq, a predicted model, not a curated record
UUGAAACGGAAGCGGAACCGCGUUUCGGUUUGUUUAGUGUGAACGUGUGGAGAACUUUUAACGUUGUAAAAUUCCGCUUUGUUUUGCUCCCCAGCAUACACCAACGAACAGCUCUACCAUUUCAUCUCCGGUCCAAUUCACGAUGUUUAACCGACAGACGAGCCUGUGGAUGGGUGAUUUGGACCCAUACAUGGAUGAGAACUUCAUCAAGCAGGCAUUUAGUGCUAUGGGAGAGUCGCCGUUUGGAGUCAAGAUCAUCACUCACAGGAUAACAGGUGGUUCAGCAGGGUACUGCUUUGUGGAGCUGGCAGACGAAGCGAGCGUUGACCGCUGUGUGCAAAGGCUGAACGGGAAACUGGUUCCUGGAUCAAACCCGCCCCGGAAGUUUAAGCUAAACUAUGCCACCUACGGGAAACGGCCAGAGGCGGGGCCAGAGUUCUCAGUGUUUGUGGGCGACUUGGCCUCCGAGGUGGACGACUUCCAACUGCACCAAGUUUUCAAGAAGUACCUUUCCUGCAAGGGAGCCAAAGUGGUCACGGACCAGUAUGGAUACUCCAGAGGUUACGGCUUCGUCAAGUUCGGGGAGGAGGGUGAGCAGAAGAAGGCCAUCGAGGAGUGCCAGGGCACCAUGCUGGGGGGCAAGCCGCUCCGACUCAGCAUCGCUGUAGCAAAGAGCCAGAAGAUGAGCAACUACCAUGGUGGCCAGGGCCAGAAUUACCAUAGCAACUACAACCAGUCCCAGCCCGGUUACUAUGGCAACCAGGGCAACGGGGGUCAGGGGGGUUACUACUCUCAGUGGGGUGGCUAUGACCAGUACAGCGGCUACAACAACGGCAGCUACGGCGGCUACGGCGGCAGUGGCUACAACUACAACUACGGGCCCUAUGGGUACCCCCCACCAGGCCACGUGGUACCACCACCUCCAGCGGGGAUGCCACCCACUGACAUGUCGGGAGCUGUGGAGCAGAGUCACGAGGAGGGUGGUGAUGUAGACGGGGAUAAUUCAGAAGUGAAAGAGCCGACACCAGAUUUCUCUCAAUUUGGAACAACAUUGAGGAUAUUGUAAGCAGAAGACUUGUGUGAUAUCUACAAUCAAUGUCUGAACUUGUGUCAUUUCUUUUUUUAUAUGCAACAGCUGGGUGAAAAGUGAAGAGACUGUUAAUAGAACCAAGAUCCAGUGAAAGUGGAGUUUUUAAUCACUUCAUUUAAAGUCUCAGAACACAAGUGACAGCAAUGCAUCUGAACAACGGAGAAAAAAAUCUAACCAAACAUUUAACUUUUCUGUUCAGAUGCUUUGACAUAGUGUAUUAUAUCAAACGUGUACUCGUGCAAAAUACGACACCGAUAGAGAAACACAUGGGUGUUUGAUAGCAUUUGUCAACCAUACUACUAGUCCAUCUUUCAAAAGCUUCACAGAACUAGGGUGGUUCAUUACACAAGCUCUCCAUUUAUUGCAUUUUUAAUCGUUGAAUUGAUUUCGUUGUUAAUUAUCUUGUCAAAUAUCCAUCAAAACCACUCCAGAAGUCAUUUGUAUUAUUGUAUUAUAAACAAGCUGUGGUUUAGACUGGGUCUCUCAAAUAUUUCCAGCUUGUAUCUUAAUGGCAACCGUCUCUUGUCCUGAAUUCCUGUCUUGUGGAGAAUCAUAUACUGUCAUAGAUGGAUUACUGAAUGCGCCCAUUGGGCACAGGCCCAGAGGCCCCCCAGGUGUUCAGCUACAAAAUGUCACUCAAAGAGACUCAAAAUUUCCACCAUGAAACAUAAAAUAACUACAGAGACACAAAAAGACUAGGAAGACGCAAAGCACAGAUACCACGAAGAGACGCAAAAUGACUAUAAAAAGGGGCAAAACAACCACAAAGAGACACAAAUCAACUACAAAGAGAUUCAAAACAACAACAACAAGAGGCUAAACAGCUUUAAAGUCUGUGAGUCGUUCUCCUAUGUAGGAGAGGUGGUGUAGCCUUUAGCAUGUCUGUGCCCGGUGGCUACUGGGACUCCCUGUCAUGAUGUACCAAGCCUUUUGAUAACUCUAGCAUGUAUUUGCUGCAUUCGCUUACAUUAGAAAAGUUUGAUACAUAUAGAGAUAUGGAGAUAUAUCUUUUGAAAGUCCAUUUGCUUGUUCCAGUUUUCAUCAGGAUAUCUGGUCUUACUGCUAAAAGUGGACAACAAACACAAAUGUACAUCUCAAGUCAUCUCCAAACAACCAUGCAGACCUCGUUUUUUUAUACAGCUGUGUCAUUGUUAAGUUUCAGUUAAUUGCAGUGAUCAUGAUUCUGUUGUGCCUCCUCCGCUUCAGUACUGCUAGUCUUGGUGUUGAGCAAUCCCAGUCCAGGCCUCCCGGGACAGUACCAGCUGGGCCCCUGGCGAUACCAACCCUGGUACAGUCCCCUCCAGCUCAGACAUCCCAGAGCGCCCCCUAGUAGCUGAGUGGGGAACUGAGGGAAGUAAGCUAAGAGACAGAGCAGCAGAAAGAGCCAGAGCCAGAGCAGGAGAACACAAAAGAGGAAGAGGAUCCUCAGAGGGGCACCUGAGAUCCCACCCAGGCUCAGAUAAGGGCCAAACACGGCUGUUUCCUCAGCCAGCAGUAGGCAGCAGAGACAGAGGAGGAAGACAUCUUCUGAAACUUCAUACCCCCUCCACAGCAUCCCAGCUUUGAGGCAUUCUGACUUACUCUCCCCUUCUCGCAGCACCAACAGAGGCUGCCCGUUGGCGACCUCUGGGCUGGCGAGUAAAGGUUCGUAGCAGCUUCCUGUGGUGUUCUCCAGAAGGUCCAGGAGUUUACAGAAACCAAGCCA